Lolium rigidum is the source of this 930-nucleotide messenger RNA. RefSeq names its product cyclin-A3-2-like. Gene Ontology annotation, cellular component: nucleus; cyclin-dependent protein kinase holoenzyme complex; cytoplasm. Gene Ontology annotation, biological process: regulation of cyclin-dependent protein serine/threonine kinase activity; mitotic cell cycle phase transition. The transcript is spliced from 9 exons. Lineage: Eukaryota; Viridiplantae; Streptophyta; Magnoliopsida; Poales; Poaceae. The record is from RefSeq and is a predicted model, not a curated record. Gene Ontology annotation, molecular function: cyclin-dependent protein serine/threonine kinase regulator activity. Bases 1 to 930 code for a protein of 309 amino acids.
AUGGCCGACCGCGCCCGCCUGCUAGACUCGGACUCGGAGCCGGAGCAGCCGGACCCCGUCGCGGCCCGGGCGACUAUCGCGCCGUACCUCGAGGACGUCGACAGCUACAUGCGGUCCCUGGAGGAUGCGCUGAGGAGGCCGAGGGACUACAUGCUGCCGGUGGAAAUUACACAGGGAGCUAUCACCCCUACUAAAAGGGCCAAGGUAGUGGACUGGCUCGUGGAAGUGGCUGCUGACUUCAAGCUUCUGGCUGACACGCUUCACCUUGCGGUUUCAUAUUUCGAUCGCUUCCUCUCAGUGGGUGUCAUUAUCCCCAGCGAGCUGCAGCUGCUGGGUGUGACUGCAUUGCUUGUGGCUGCGAAAUUUGAAAAUGAUAUGCAUAAGGUGGGGGAAUACAGUGACAUUACUGACAACACAUACACCAAACAGCAGGUGGUGAAGAUGGAGGCAGACAUACUGAAAUUGCUCAAGUUUGAGAUGGGGAGCCCCACUGCAAGAACUUUUCUACGGAGAUACAUAACUAUGUGCCGUCGAGGCGAUCGUGCAAAAGCAAGAACUCUGGAGUUUAUGUGUAGCUACCUUGCGGAAUUAAGCUUGCUGGACUAUGACUGCACAAUGUUCAAGCCAUCAGUUGUUGCUGCUGCCUGCCUUUUUCUGGCCAGGUUCACAAUCAGCCCAAAAAACCGUCCUUGGAACCGGACGCUGCAACGAAAAACGGGCUACAAGGUCUCUGAUUUAGACAGUUGCAUCUUGACGAUACAUGAGUUGCAGUUGAUUGGAAGGUACCCAGGCUUGGAAGAAGAAGCCAUAAAACUCAAGUAUAGUCAUUCUGAGGUUGUUUGUUUGAUCAUUGUACAGCUUGAGAGUGUGUCGGCAAUGGCUUCACCACGAAAAAUCCCCGAGAAAUUCCUCAAGGACAUCAAACAGUGA